GCGGGCUGCAGCUGGACUUUUCUGUCUCGCUCAAACUCUCGCUGAUCCUCAUGCCUGGGAUUGGACCGUCACUGGGGUACUUCCGCUGAAAUCUGCAGGUUUUUACAGUCUGUGGGUAAACCACUUCCUUUCUGAUACCGAGGCUAUGAUUUUUAUCAAGCAGUAAUGUUUCAGCAACAGUUUGGAUUUCAGCGCAUCAGUAAUAGUAAAGCUGAGCAUUGCUGUGUGCCUUUUUGUAAAGCCUCUAGUAAGUACAGCAAAGUACUUAGUUUUCAUACAUUUCCCUCUGAUACGGAAACCAGGCUAAAAUGGUUUGCUGCUAUCCGGAGGGAUUGUAGCCGGCAUUUUAAAAAGGAGGACUUUCGUGUGCCGGUCUUUAACACAGGGAGGCGCAUGUUAAAGAGGGGAGCUGUUCCAGAGUUGUUUGAGUGGAACAAUUACACCCAUCCAGGUACAGAACCGAUGGUAUGGGAGAGGAAACGAUCCCAUCCACCUCUCCUGGACCACGACUAUGCUUCGGCUCCGGACCCCGCAGUUGUCGACUUAGCUCUCGAUGAAAACAUGUCUCUCAGAGAGGAGAUCCUCCAGCUGAGGAAACAAAUAGAGGAGCAGACUUUAAAUCAGCGGUUUGGUCUCCAUCGUUUUGCUGGCUCAGACAAGGACAUACGGUUUUUCACAAGGUUUGCAUCCUAUGACCUACUCAUGCGAUUCUGGGCUUUAAUAGAGCCCUUGCUGCCCUCUAUGGUCAGUGUGACACAAGCACAGAGUGGCACCUUCACAGAGCCAAGUUCCCCUGCUACUCCUCCCCUGCAGCCCAUAGAUGAGAUGUUCAUGUUUCUCAACUAUCUUGCGCUGGGCUUAAAAUGGCAUGACCUUGCUGACCGGUACGGAGUCCGCCAGUCCACAGUCGUUCGGACUAUUACAACAUGGAGCGACUUUCUGUACACUGUGCUCGGGUCAGUGAGGAUCUGGAUACCAGAGGAGAGAAUAAAGGAACAUUUGCCAGAAGAGUUCAAGGAUUAUGGAGACACUAGAGUCAUCCUGGACUUCAUGGAGCUGAGGUGCCAACCAUCAUCACCUCUUGUCCAAAGUGAAGCGUUCUCUGCAUGCAAGUCCCACUACACUCUCAAAGGGCUGCUCGGAGUUGCUCCUCAUGGGGCGGUGACAUUUAUUUCUCCACUGUACGCCGGAUCCAUCAGUGACAAACAGAUCAUGCGAGUGUGUGGAAUUCUUUCUCUUUUAAGACCCAGCAUGGCUGUCAUGGUCGAUCGAGGUUUUCUCGUUAAUGAUGGUGUGCCUUGUAAGAUCUAUAGGCAGCCAUUUCUCUCUGGAAGAUUCCGGAUGUCUGCUUAUGAGGUCAGGGCGACCCAAGCAAAUGCACGCCUCUCGGUGCAUGUGGAGCGCCUCAUACGCCGCGUGAAGGAACACAAGUUCUUUGACACAGAGAUUCCACCUCAGCUUAUUGGCAGCAUUAAUCAGCUGUAUGCUGUUGCUUGUCUCCUGACAAACUAUGAAAACAGGCCUCUUGUAAAGGCAUGAGCAAAGAAACCAGAGUAGCACAUUAAUGUGUAGGUGGCAUUUUAUAUAUACUUCAUAUACUGUUGGCUGUUUAAGGUAUAGCAAUGAAUCAUAUUCUUCUGCGGGAAACAAAUCCAUAAAAAGCAUGAGCUUUGUGACAAAGAGGGUUUUUAAAUAGUUUACAUGGUAAACAAGAUGGAUAAUGGAGAUGUAUGUUUUUCACUGGACAGGAAGAGUAUGAAAAAAUAAAUAUUUGCUUCUGAGAAGUAGUGGAGUACAAGUAUUAAGUUGCAUAAUAUGGGCUUUUUUGAAGUUAGAGGUGUUAUUCUCCUACCAGUUUUAUCCUGAAAAAAAGCCUAGCAAAUGAUGUAUAUUGUCAAGGAUAAAGUGUAAUUAUUGUAAAUUAUCUGCAUCUGCAGUAUAUUCAUAAAAUGUGUUUUUUUGAUAAUGUUACAUUGUGAAUAUUGGCUUAUUGAAAUAUAUUCACUAUGUUCAAUUUUUUAGGUCACCUGUCAGUUCUGCUCACCUACAAUUACAGUACUUUUACGUAAGACCCCAAUACACUCAAUUAUCAUUUAUCUUAA
Molecule: messenger RNA, 2102 nt
Organism: Micropterus salmoides (largemouth bass)
Lineage: Eukaryota; Metazoa; Chordata; Actinopteri; Centrarchiformes; Centrarchidae
Exons: 4
Coding region: 166-1539 (457 amino acids)
Source: RefSeq, a predicted model, not a curated record